UAUUAUGUCACUUUUCGGGGCUUAUGUCAAAUUAAAAAGAAAGUCUUUCUGGGUGAUUAGGUAUGUCGAAAUCUCUUAAGAAGUAUUGAUUAUAAUGAUAUCUAGGGAAAUUUCACUUAUAGAGAUAAAAAAGAUGACAAAUAGAUCAAAGCAGAAUAUAAAUUGAAGAAUUGUAAAAUUAAAGAAUUAUUCACUAACAAUGGUUAAGCUAUAUAAAUUUUGCAUGGAGAUGAAACAAUUAAAAUAAUUACAUAAACUGAUUAAGACCAUAAAAGAUUUUUACAAUCUUUAAGUUAGAUAUAAUAUUAAUCUGAAUCAAAAUCAGACAUCUUAUUUUAGGAUUCAUUUCUUAAAUAACAAUAAUCCCCUUCUAUUUUUAUAUAAUAAUCAAAACCUCCAACUUUUCAACCUGAUUUAGAUUUUACAAGAUAAGAUUUUGGAGAAGAUGUAAAAAUCUUGGCUAAAUAAUUCAUAAACAAAUUUGAAUCUAAUAAAUCUAUUCUCAUUGAUAUAAGUGAUGGUGUAUUAAUUUAUAAAUAAGAACAAUUAGAAACAAUUACAGAAAAUAAAUAGAGUACAAUUAAUUAAUUAACUCUAAAAUGUCAAAACCUUAGUAUAUUAUAUUUAGUAGCUAUGUCUAUUCUAUUAUUUUUCUUAAUCUCAUUCAUCAUUUACUUUUUCUUAACUUUUAUUGAAAAUCAAGCAUACAUUCAUAGUAUUAUUCUUACUAUUAAUGUUAUCUUGCUUCCAUUUGUUUUUAGAGAUAAGUAACAAAAAAAAAAUAAAAUAAAUUCCUUUAUAACAAAAGGAAUAUGCUACAUGAACUUUGAUUACAAUGCUUUAGUUUAUUUAAUAACCAGAAAUGAUAUAAGAAAAGAAUGGAAUCCAAAUCUAUUAUCAUUUAAAGCAAACCAUCCUUUUCUAACUUUAAACUAUGUAAAUUCUGUUAUAGAAAAAUUUUAAUAAGCAGUUUUUGUUGAUGAAAAUUCCUUUUAUAUUGUUGAAUAUUAUCAAUAAUAAAUUCUAAGAAUAUUUGUAAUCAAAUAUCUUUUUGAAGAGGAAAAUAUUGAAAUUAAAUGCAUAGCUUCAAAUUCUCAAAUUCACAUUUUACCUUGUUUAAAAUAGUUUGUAAAACAAUAAAAGUUGAAUCCUAAAAGUUUUCUUUUUGAAUAUUAAACUUCUAAAACAUAAAUAGAUUAAGUUUCUGUAUUUUAAUCUGAAAUAAAUAAUAAGUCUCCUCAACAAAAAUAAUAUGAAGAACCAACCUCAGAAAUCAUAACAUCUCAAGUUUUACCAAUCUAAUAAAUUUAAACAAUACCAAUUUAAAUAAAUCCUCCUCUAUAAUCUUAUCCUCCUGAGUUUCAAAAAUAUUUUGAUAUUACAUAGUAGGCAAAAUAAUUAUUAGAGUCCAUUUAUCCUUUAAAUCCUCAAUGGUAGAUUUAAUCUGAAAAAUAAGGUUUUGUUAUUCAUACUAGAUAUGAUGAAAAUAGUGGAUAAACUAUGAGCAGAGGAGAAGGCAUAGUUCCUUAUUCAAUUGAAUAAAUUUAUGAUAUUAUUGAAAAAGUAGAAAAAAGAGGGGAUUACGAUUCUCUGUUUGAUUCUGUAAUUUUAAUUUUAAUAUUUUAGGGUUAUAUGCAUAAGAAACUUGAUUAAGACACAGGUAUAUUAUAUUAAAGAUUUAAAACUAUUAAAAUAGUGGUCAAGUCUAGAGAUUUUGUCUUAGUUUCAAGAGUUUUUAGAGAGGAAUCAAAAUGGAUUAUUGUUGCAAAGUCAAUUGAAUAUCCUGAAAUACCACCAAUUAAAGAAUCUGUUAGAGGGGAAUUAAAAAUUGCAGGAUGGGUUCUUUAAAAAACACCUUCAGGAACUAAAGCUUGUUUUAUCACUAUGGUAGAUCCUAAAGGAUCUAUUCCAGCUGCAAUUGUUGCUAGUUCAGCCAAAGAGUAGGGUUUAUGUGUAGAAAAAGUUAAAAAUCUAUUAGAUAAAAGGAAUAAAAAAUGAAGAUCAUAUUUCCUUAGAUAUCGC
Paramecium sonneborni is the source of this 2022-nucleotide messenger RNA. NCBI's taxonomy places the organism in Eukaryota, Ciliophora, Oligohymenophorea, Peniculida, Parameciidae. The record is from the annotation of a GenBank genome assembly.